AUGGCCGCAGGUGGUGGUGGUGGAGGCGAUGGAGCCCUCCCGGAUCUCAGUCGCUAUGUGGUGUCCCGGCCCGUGUACAAUGAGCCUACCUUUCAAGAGGAGAAUGAGAGGAAAUUGGUGGUGCCCAAAACACUCCGGGAACGAGUCCAGAAAACGUGCAGGUGACUGACCGGCUGCCAUACAUCACGGUUUGGUGGCGGGGGGCAGGUGACACCUAAAAACUGAAAGAAUCCUGGAUCGAAGGAGGGUGGGCCAUGGCAGGGGAGCAGGUACAUUUCACAGUGUGACUCGAGCAAUUUAACAUUUUGUCCUUGGCAGCUGUUCAAGAAGAAAAGCCAUUCAGGUAACCAAGACCUUAUUCCCUAUUUUGGAAUGGCUGCCUAAGUACAGAGUGAAGGAAUGGCUCAUCAGCGAUAUAAUUUCCGGUGUCAGUACUGGACUUGUGGCUACUUUACAAGGUAAGAGAGAUCCAGUCUUUCUCCUACUAUUAUUACGGGGUGAGGGGGGUGGGGAUUAGAAUGUGAUGAAGUUGCCUAAACUCUGUCUUGCAGUUGUGGGUCACCGCCCUGAUUUACUUAACCAUUUUUUAAAAGACUCGUCAGCAAUCUGGAAAAGUUCAGAGCUGCAACUUCAUUUGGAGCAAAAUAAGUUAGGAUCCAGCUGAAAAUCUGGCGAUCUUGCAAAUCGUGGGCUGCAAAACAUGAACAGCUCCUAUUUGUACGUGGAACUUUGUUUAAGAUGUGGAAUACAGACGUCAAUAAUACCUGUGUAGAAAGGUACUACUUGAUGUAGAUAUCAAAAGAGUCUAUUGUAAGAUUAGUCAAUACAAUACUUUAUUUUCUAUCAUUUCAGGCUUGGCAUAUGCACUACUGGUUGCAGUUCCUGUUGGAUAUGGUCUCUACUCUGCUUUUUUCCCCAUCCUGACAUACUUCUUCUUGGGAACAUCAAGACACAUCUCAGUUGGUAAUUAUAUAUUUCUCAUGUUACUAUCGGACAACUAUUAAUUACAGAAUGUCAAACUUAUUCAAAGGUAUUGGAAUAUCUCAGACAGUAGUUUUAGUGGAACCAGUUUACUAAUAUACUUUUAUGGUGGCAUCUUCUUAUUGUGUUUGAGUAGACUUUUAUACUUAUCGAUAUUUUUCCACAAAGUGUAGAAUUGUAGAAUUGCAAGGGACCACAAGGGUCAUCUAGUCCAACCCCCAAAAUGCAGAAAUAUUUUUGCCCAAUAUGGGGCUCGAACCUACAAACCUGAGAUUGAGAGUCUCGUGCGCUACCAACUGAGCUAUCUUUCUGCCAUGACUACUGGAAAUUGCUUUGAUGCCUACAUUAUAUGUAUGUAAUCUCUUAUUUUGUUAGUACUGUUCCUUAGCAGAGCUAUUUACAAGACAUCAGGUUCAAUGCCAGUUUUGAUUCACUUAGGCUCACGCAGGUCCAAAUGUAAUAGUUAAGCACUUUAAACUCAGCAUGAUGACUUCAACGUAUUAACUGCUAAUUCUAUAUGACAGACAGCUGUGACAAUAAUGCAGAAAAUACACACACUCAAGGACUCUAGUUUAUGAUGUGUAUGACAAUCUGGAUCUUAAAUCAUUUUUUUCUGUGGUAGCUUUGGGUGAUAGACAAUGUUAGCCAUUCUCCGAGUAAUAAUAAUAAUAAUAAUAAUAAUUUAUUAUUUGUACUCCGCCCAUCUGGCUGGGUUUCCCCAGCCACUCUGGGCGGCUUCCAACAAAGAUUAGAAAUACAUUAAAAUGUCACACAUUAAAAACUUCCCUGAACAGGACUGCCUUCAGAUGUCUUCCGAAUGUCAGGUAGUUGUUUAUCUCUUUGACAUCUGAUGGGAGGGCGUUCAACAGGGUGGGUGCCACUAUCGAGAAGGCCCUCUGCCUGGUUCCCUGUAGCUUUGCUUCUCGCAAUGAGGGAACCGCUGGAAGGCCCUCGGCGCUGAAUCUCAGCGUCCGGGCAGAACGAUGCGGGUGGAGACGCUCCUUCAGGUAUACUGAGUAGACCCAUUGAAAUCAAUUGACAACUCGAGUCCAUUAAUUUCAAGGGGUCUGCACUGUGUAUGGCUAACACUGAGCAGCACCCUGAUUGUUUAAACUGACAAAACAUCAUCAUCAUCAUCAUUUAUUAUUUAUACCCUGCCCAUCUGGCUGGGUUUCCCCAGCCACUCUGGGCCGCUCCCAUACACAUACAGCAUUAAACAUUAAAACAUUAAACAUUAAAAACUUCCCUAAACAGGGCUGCCUUCAGAUGUCUUUUAAAAGUAGGAUAGUUGCUUAUUUCCUUGGCAUCUGAUGGGAGGGCAUUCCACAGGGCAGGCGCCACUACUGAGAAGGCCCUCUGCCUGGUUCCCUGUAACUUCGCUUCGCGUGAGAAAACCACCAGAAGGCCCUCAGCUCUGGAUCUCAUGAAACAGUGGUUUUAUUAUUGCUUUGGAUGUUUAGUAUAAUUUAGUGCUUCUACAUUUUAAGCUAAUUUUUUUUUUUUUAUUGUUAGCCGUUUGAAGCACGCUGUUAAGAAAUGCUGUGUAAAAUAUAUAAAAUUAUUCCCAACAGGACCUUUCCCAGUGGUCAGUUUGAUGGUGGGCUCAGUAGUACUGAGCAUGGCGCCUGACGAAAAAUUCCACAUGGUCAGCAGCAACAUGACAGGGCUGAACCAAACAGUUAUAGAUAUCGCAUCAAGAGAUGCCGAGAGAGUGAUUAUUGCCAGCACCAUCACUUUUUUGGUUGGCAUUCUCCAGGUAAAGCGGAUUGGAUAAAACUGUCUCAAAUGUUGCUGCUUUUAUACUUUAUGAAAGAACUGAUGAAUAGAAGAAAGAGCUUCAUGCUAAACACUCACUAUUUUCCUCAACUAGAGCCAAAAUGUACUCAAAUAAUAAAGUAGAAUGCAAGUUUGCUUGCCUCACAUUUAUUGUUCUGCACAGUUUGGGAAUGCCAAGCAUUUGUAUCCUUUUAUGUCAUGGGAUUCGCAUGUGGCGCUGUGGGUUAAACCACAGAGCCUAGGACUUGCCAGUCAGAAGGUCGGCGGUUCGAAUCCCCGCGACGGGGUGAGCUCCCGUUGCUCGGUCCCUGCUCCUGCCAACCUAGCAGUUCGAAAGCACAUCAAAGUGCAAGUAGAUAAAUAGGUACCACUCUGGCGGGAAGGUAAACGGUGUUUCCGUGCGCUGCUCUGGUUCACCAGAAGCGGCUUAGUCAUGCUGGCCACAUGACUCGGAAGCUGUACGCUGGCUCCCUCGGCCAAUAAAGCGAGAUGAGUGCCGCAACCCCAGAGUCGGCCACGACUGGACCUAAUGGUCAGAGGUUCCUUUACGUUUACCUAUGUCAUGGGAUUAAAGCCUUGCAUUUUGUAUCUUGUCUCCUGCAGCCAGAAAAAAAUGGCUUUUUAGUCUUCUUGCAUUUCAUUUUAAAGGUGGGAAAGCCAGACCAUUAAACGAGAAAAGAACUAUUGAAAAUCUAUUUAAAAACAACAAGCAAGGCCUUCCUGUAAAUCCAUACAGCUGGUCAUCCUGGUACUUACUCUUAAGUCCUACACAAGUUGAGACCAGGAUACGUGGAGGAAUCUUUUCACCAGCUUGCCCAUGUACUGAGAUGAUAAUUGGAGGCUCUCCUCUGGGUGACCCAAUGGGCAGAGGUGCGGUGGGUUAAAACUGGGAGCAGGGACUUCUCAGUUGUGGCACCCCAUUUUGGGGAGUCUUUCUGCCUGGCACCCACUUGAUUGUCUUUGGUGCCACAUGAAAACCUUGAUAUUUUCCUAGACUUUCAAUUUUUAAAUGGUGAGAACAUUCCAUGCUGCUAGUUUUAUUUAAUGUUUUAAAUUUUUUGGCUAUUUAUUUAGUGCUCAUUCUUACUGGUUUUAUACAACAGAAUACAAAUAAAUAAAUAAAUUGCAUAAACUGGAGCUAAGAGAUUAAAACAGACAAAAGAAGAGUCUUGAUCACUCUAUGUUAGGUGGCUAAAUCCUGAAUUUUGUUAAAAUCGUGGGCUAUUCUAAUGCUUUCUAACUGUUCAUAAAACUAUUCCGUGCUUCUUCUUUUUCCAGCUAGUGUUCGGAUUUCUUCAGAUUGGUUUUAUCGUGAGAUAUCUUGCUGAUCCACUGGUCGGGGGUUUUACAACUGCUGCAGCCUUUCAAGUGUUCGUUUCACAGCUGAAGAUAGUCUUAAACGUCCCAACCCAAAACUACAAUGGGGUCCUUUCCAUAAUCUAUGUAAGUGUGUCUUGCUGAGCUGGGGGUUGCGCUUGGCCUGAUGGAACGGCUGCUAUAGAUGACAGUUGAGGGAGGAGACUGUUGGAGCUAGUGUUUCAGCCAAGUGGAUGUUAAUUUAGCUAUUAGAUCACUGUAUGCAUUUAUAUACAAGUGGAGCCGGCAACAAAAUGCUCCAGCGUGGAGUUCUACAGCCAGCCAUAUCUUCUUUCAGGGUGCUCCACUACAUUCCCCCUCCCUCCCGUUUUCUAUGCCUCCUGCAACAGUUAGCCAUCAUUCUGUGACCAGUGAGCCUACUCAUUCCUCCUUGGCUGUUUUGGGUUUAGUUUUGGUUUUGCUCCCUUGAGUUUUCCCUUGAAUAUUUUUUCUUCUACUUCAGACUUUAGGAUUUCCCAAACAUGUUGCUAUGUUUUUGGCUACACAGCCAUUUGUUUUUUUUUGGACCUGAGUUUGCUGUUACCUGAUACAAGUGGGACUUGCAGCACAAUGUUGCAUUUUGGAGCGCUUGUCUUUGGGAUUCUGGUCAACCUGCCGUGCCCACUUUGUCCCCUGCCAGCUGAGCAUGCUCAAUCCUCAUUGAACAGUUUUAUGGGGUUCUCCAUCUUACAUUCCCCCAGUCCUAAUUUUCUUUUGUACUUCUGCAAGCCUUGGGCUUCCCCGCAAUACACUGGUACCUCGGGUUAAGUACUUAAUUCGUUCCGGAGGUCCAUACUUAACCUGAAACUGUUCUUAACCUGAAGCACCACUUUAGCUAAUGGGGCCUCCUGCUGCCGCCGGAGCCCGAUUUCUGUUCUCAUCCUGAAGCAAAGUUCUUAACCUGAAGCACUAUUCCUGGCUUAGUGGAGUGUGUAACCUGAAGCGUAUGUAACCUGAAGCGUAUGUAACCCGAGGUACCACUGUACUGUGAUACCACUUGCUUGUGCUUUGGUCUUACCCAUACACAAAGAAUGAGUUUGCUAUUCGUAUAUAAGGCAAUAAACACACUCAUACAAACACAAGAGAUUCACAGCACAAUCACAUACUUGUCUUCUAAGAAGUACGUCUAACUGAGUUCAAUGAGAGCCAGUGUGGUGUAGUGGUUAAGAGCAGUAGUCUCGUAAUCUGGGGAACCGGGUUCGCUUCCCCGCUCCUCCACAUGCAGCUGCUGGGUGACCUUGGGCCAGUCACACUUCUUUGAAGUCUCUCAGCAUCACUCACCUCACAGAGUGUUUGUUGUGGGGGAGGAAGGGAAAGGAGAAUGUUAGCCGCUUUGAGACUCCUUACAGGGAGUGAAAGGCGGGAUAUCAAAUCCAAACUCCUCUUCUUCUUCUUCUUCUUCAAUGAGUCUUACUCCCAGGUAUAGGGUUGCAGCCUUGGCUCUUUAGUAUUUGCAGCUGUAGAUAUUAGUAGCUGACAGAUAUUAGUUUCUGCGCUUUCCUGAACCUGUAAUCGUUAUUGUGUCUUGGGUCUCAUCUGCACAGUCAUGGCUUUCCCUUAAAAAAAUAUUGGUGGCCCUAGUUUGUUCAGGAUACCGAGAACUGUUAGGCGAUCCCUGUUUCUCUUACAGAGAUCACAGAGUGUUUUGACAACCAAUCACUCUUUCCAGUAAAGUCAUAACUGGUAAUAUACAGCUUUAAGUGAAUAGUGCAGAUGGGACCUUAGAUGAGAAUGUGGUUUAUUCAAACUGAAUGGUAGCAUUUCACAUUGUCUUUUUUUAUUUUUAGACCCUUAUUGAUAUAUUUAAAAAUAUUGGACAAACCAACAUUGCCGAUCUCAUUGCUGGCCUGCUGACCAUCGUUAUUUGUAUGGUAGUCAAGGAAAUAAACGAUCGAUUCAGACACAAGAUCCCUGUUCCUAUUCCUAUAGAAGUGAUUGUGGUAAGCCAACUACUUCAAGCUCAAGGGAUUCGAUUGACAGGAGAACAAUAUCUGUUUUCUCUGUUCGUAGUGUCGCAAUCCACCCCAAUCUCCAAGCGGUGUGAGAUUCCAAGGGUCCCAAGUGCUUACCCAGGGUUUGCGUUUACUUCGGGAAUGAGGCACAGUGGAGACUGCGGUGUCUUUAUGAUAUAUGGUUUAUUUGCACAUUAACACCCCAAAAGGGUCUUGGUUCUCCCAUAGCUGCAGCCUUGGAUUCAAAGAGAAAUCAGACAUUGUUCUCAAAUGUUUCUCUGACCCUCUCUCCAGUUCACGGAGGGGCCCCCACCCAUUUGCCAUCUCGCACCAAGCACCGUAAUCCCCUUAAUCUACUGUAAUGGCUCAUCACCCAGGCUAUCGCCUUGUCAGGAAGCUAGCUAGGCUAUUCCAAGAAUUAGAAGCCUUGAUUAACACUUGCUGGAUCCUGGGAUGAAAGGGGUCUGGCAGUCAGUGUAACACCCCGAACUCAUAACAACAACAUGAUGUUAUUUCUUUUUAUUCUAGACAAUAGUCGCCGCUGGCAUUUCAUAUGGUGUUGACCUGGAGAAAAAGUACAAUGCAGGCAUUGUUAAAUCUAUUCCUAGCGGGUGAGUGCAGAUUGUUCAUUCGGUGGGCAGCUACAUUUCAAGGACAUACUAAUGGCUCAGCUUUUAAUAGAAACUGUUUAGCCACUUCAUACAUAAUUUUUUAUCUACAUAGAAUCAUGGAAUUGUAGAGUUGGAAGGGACCCUGAGGAUCAUCUAGCCCAGGCAUUCCUAAACUUGGCCCUCCAGAUGUUUUGGGACUACAAUUCCCACCAUCCCUGACCACAGGUCCUGUUAGCUAGGGAUGAUGGGAGUUGUAGUCCCAAAACAUCUGGAGGGCCGAGCUGAGGGAUGCCUGAUCUAGCCCUUGCAGUGCAGGAACAUGCAGCUGUCCCACAGGGAUCAAACCUGCAACCUGGGCAUUAUUAGCACCACACCCAAACCAGCUGACACAGAUGUACUCAAAUGUAGGGGGGGGGGGAAACAGCUCAGUCAUGUAUCAAGUGAAAGUGGAGUCAAUUUGACUACAUCAUGUGCAUGUGCUAAACUCCAGCUGGUAGAAUUGCACAAUGAAUAUAUACAUAUGGUGAAACAAAACCAGGUCCAAUCUUCACAUCCCCUCCCCUGCUCUGUGUAUGGUUAAAUAUUAGAAGUAGCUGUAAGAGAAAACACAGAGGCUGGGGUGUUGGGGCGGGAAAAAGGAGCAGCUUGGCAAAUAAAUUGUUAAGGUUCACCCAAGGUGAAUCCAAGACAUGUUUGAUGUAUUUGGCUGGAUGGAGAGAAUAACAUUAUUAGAUAGUUGUGCUUGUUGGACUACACAGGUGCAUAUAAUUCAGGCAGUAGGGUAAACACAUGGAGGCAUGGCUGUGGGAUAGACAAGUGCCAUUACUGCAAGCACAUUUACUAUGAACAGUUGGUAAUGCAUUUUAUCCAAAGGACUUUCAUGUUACAAGUGGCUAUUGCCUUUUGGGGCUCUCCAACUAAAUGAAGAAUAUACAACGUAUUUUGCAACAAAUAAUUUUGCAAGUAAAUCUUGUCUGUUUACUGCAGGGAGAAGCACCAAUGGGUUACAUCCCCACCUCCCCAAAUUGUUUCAUUAUAGAGUCAAAAAAUGCCAUCAUAAUAAUAAUUAGUCAUAGUUGUCAUAGUUUUUGUAGAAAAAACACAAAUGCACACAAACAUAUAUUUUCCUCCUUUUAUAUAUAUAGGUUUUUGCCUCCCGAACCUCCAGCGGUCAGCAUGUUUGGAGACAUGAUAGCAUCUGCCUUUUCCAUUGCCAUUGUUGCUUAUGCAAUUGCUGUGUCCGUGGGCAAAGUCUAUGCAACCAAAUACGACUAUGCUAUUGAUGGAAAUCAGGUAUGUGAAACCAAAGCACUUUUUAUAAACUGUGAAGCGAAAGCUGAAUCUUAUUUAUGGAGAGGAGCACGCUUAUUUUUCAGCCAUUGUGGGGGUGAUUAUAGGUGAAGUUACUUAGUGGUUAUAUUAGGAAAAUAAGUAAUUCAAUUGUCAGAUUUAAAUGAGCAGUAGACUAUUUCCCAUAAGGCGUGCCAGAUUCUGCCUCACUUUGUGGGUGCCCGGCGUACACCUAUGACAUCACGUGCAUGGCAUGUGUGUGAUGUCAUGCGGCAGGAAGAGGCCCAAUGGGACCCACAGCAGCCUCUGAAAGGCCCAGUGGGACCCAUCACAGCUUCAGGAAGGUCCCAACAAAAUUUUGUGUAUGCCCAGGCACCCAGGACUCCCCCACAGAUGGCACCAGUGUUUCUCAUCAAGGGUGGAACUAGAUCUGAGAGCAACAUGGAAUUGGUACCAAUAACAGACCCAUGUUGAGCCCUUCCCCAACUCUGUAUUAUUUGUCCAAUCUUCUUUAGAAGUCAGCCAAGUCCGUGACCAUCUCUGCCUCCUGUGGGAGAGAUUUCCACAGGAGAACUAUUUGCUGCAUGAUGAAGUACAGUGGUGCCCCGCAAGACGAAUGCCUCGCAAGACGAAAAACUUGCUAGACGAAAGAGUUUUCCGUUUUUUGAGUCGUUCCGCAAGACGAAUUUCCCUAUGGGCUUGCUUCGCAAGACGAAACGUCUUGCGAGUUCUUGCGAGUUUGUUUCCUUUUUCUUAAAGCCGCUAAGCCGUUAAUAGCCGCUAAGCUGUUAAUAGCUGCUAAGCCGCUAAGCCGCUAAUAGCCGCUAAGCCGCUAAUAGCCAUGCUUAGCAAGACGAAAAAACCGCAAGACGAAGAGACUCGCGGAACGGAUUAAUUUCGUCUUGCGAGGCACCACUGUACAUUGUUUUCCCUGCCCCCAAAUCUUCCAACAUUCAGCUUUAUUCAAUAUCCAUGAAUUCUAGUGCCAUGAAGGAGGGAUAACCUUUUCUUCUAUCCACUUUUCCAUGCCAUGUAUAACUUCAUAAACUUCAGUCACGUCACCUCUUAGUCGUAUUUUCUCUAAACUAAAAACAAAACAAAACGCUGCAUCAUUUCCUCACGGGGAAUUGCUCCACCCAUUGAUCAUUUUGGUUGCCCUGUCAUUUUAUGCAAUUCACUUUCCCAUUAGCUGCUAGGAAGAAGUAUUUCUUUCUCCAUAUAUUUUUUUUAGAUAUUCUGCUUGAACCAGAUUUCUAAUGGAGCAUUUAUCUUUGCUGUCUUUUUUGAGUAGUAAGUAAGAAUGCAUAUCUGAGAUGGUAUGAAGGCUAUUUCUAUGGCAAUAUUCAAUAUAUUGUAUCUGGAACUAGGGCAAGUACAAAUUAAACAAUUGGAAUUGCCAAGCAUAUUUUUUUUUCUUAAGGCAAUUAGGGUUUUUUUUUUAAUUCUUCUUCCCAUUGUUUCUUCUUUAUAGCUGUGUCUUUACAUUUAUAUGUCUGCUUCCAGGAACAGCUAUGCAUAAGCCUACAGAGCUCUGCCAUUGGUCAAGUCCUAAAAAGGAACUUGUUCCAUAAUUCCACACUAUUUUAUUUUAUUAAAGAUUUUCUUGAUUUACAAAAGUGUGUGCAAUGUCUCUCUCUCGUAUCCCCCCCCAUAUAACAUUCUUACAAAUCAGUUUCAUUUGUUGAGACAUUAGGAAGAAAAGGGGGAAAGAGGUGGGGGGAGAUGGGAUGGGGUGGGAUGGCAAUGUUACUAUUUUACUUACUAUAUGUGGGGUUUGCUGUCAGCGUUGCUUGUGCAGGUUCUCUGUUGUUCACUUGUGUUCCUUUGGUGGUGAGAGAGGUUGGGGUUGGCCUAGGGUGUGGUUGUUCGUUUGUGGUUGGCUGUGGUGGUCUUUGUUUUCAUGUGUGAGUGGGGUGGGUGGGUGUUUUGGAUCAGGUUAGCCAUACUGAUUUGUAUGCUGUUGGAUAAUUCCACACUAUUAAGAAAAAUUACUGCACCUCGAAUGUACCAUAAAAGUUCAGCUACAACUUCAUUUGAUUCAGUUUUGAAAUUGGAUCUAGUCCUUCCCAAUUUACAGUUCAAAAUAAUAUUUAUGUGUAGGAGCACUGGCAGAGGAAGAGGAGUGCAGGGGGAGCGCACCGCCCCCACCUGUUCUCUGCCCCCGGUGCCGGAGCAUGGAGCUCUGCCACUGUGUAGGAGAAAGCUUUUUUUUUUAGGAAAAAAAUUGUAUUAACACCAAGAUCUUCUAACCUUCUAGGAAUUUAUUGCCUUUGGGAUCAGCAAUAUUUUUUCAGGGGCCUUCUCUUGCUUCGUUGCCACCACUGCUCUGUCCCGCACAGCAGUCCAAGAAAGCACUGGGGGGAAAACCCAGGUAAUUCCACUCGAUCAGAAUAAACUAUAAAGACAAUUCUAAUCCUUAUAUUGCUUAGCGCACAGUGAUUCUUCGAAAUCUCAUUGUUAACGAUUUUGUGGGUGGCGUUUUUGAAUGGAAAGCCAAAUCCCAUCUCUUGCGGGGGUGCAAUUAGUGCCAGCACUGUCCGUUAAGAGUUUGGGUGUAAUCUUCGAUACCUCCCCUUCUAUGGAGGCGCAGAUUACAGCUAUAACAAAGGCGGCAUUUUUUCAUCUCCGCCAAGCUAAGCAGUUGGCCCCUUAUCUCUCUCGCCCUGACCUAGCCACUGUGAUCCACGCGACGGUCACCUCCAGACUGGAUUAUUGUAACUCGCUCUACGUGGGGCUGCCCUUGAGACUGACCCAGAAACUCCAGCGGGUGCAGAAUGCCGCGGCGAGACUCCUUAUGGGGUCUUUGCUGCGAGAUCACAUUCAUCCGGUACUAUACCAGCUGCACUGGCUCCCGGUGGAGUACAGGAUCAGGUUUAAGGUGCUGGUUUUAACCUUUAAAGCCCUAUACUGCCUAGGACCCUUGUACCUACGGGACCGCCUCUCCUGGUAUGUCCCACAGAGGAACCUACGGUCUGCAAAUCAAAACAUCCUGAAGGUCCCAGGCCUCAGAGAGGUUAGGCUGGCCUCAACUAGAGCCAGGGCUUUCUCGGCUGCGGCUCCAAUCUGGUGGAACGCUCUGUCACAAGAGACUAGGGCCCUGCGGGACCUGACAUCUUUCCGCAAGGCCUGCAAGACAGAGUUGUUCCACCAGGCCUUUGGUCAGGGCCCAGCCUGACUCCCUCCUCUGGCAACCUGCACAGAAUUUUGCUUAACGGUUGCCAUUAAUUUGAUUUUUAUUAAUUUUUAUAAUGAAAUGUUUUUAGAAUGUUGGAUUAUUUGAUUGUUUGAUUAUUUGAUUGUUGUUAGCCGCCCUGAGCCUGGCUUCGGCUGGGGAGGGCGGGAUAUAAAUAAAAUUUAUUAUUAUUAUUAAACGUUUCAUUGAUUUCCUGGACACCAGCUUCCCUGACAUAAAACGAAGGGGGCACAUUAAGAGAAGACUAUAGCACCUGAAUGGUAUUACCUUAACUUGCAUGCAAUAGGAACUCCAUAGAUAAAUAAAUAAAUAAAUAAUAUCCCUGAGCCCAGAUUAAAUACAGUGAUGUUGGGGGUGGGGGCAGUCAUCUGAAUGCUUCAUUGAUCACUCAGGUAUUAAGUGAGUAUGUAGCUUAAGGGGGUUUCAAAUGAAAGUUUGCGGGGCCCGUCUCAAGUAGGAACCUGGGGUUUUUGGAGGACACUGGUGGCGCUGUGGGUUAAACCACAGAGCCUAGGACUUGCUGAUCAGAAGGUCGGCAGUUCAAAUCUCCGUGACGGGGUGAGCUCCCAUUGCUCAGUCCCUGCUCCUGCCCACCUAGCAGUUCAAAAGUACGUCAAAGUGCAAGUAGAUAAAUAGCUACCGCUCCGGUGGGAAGGUAAACGGCGUUUUCGUGCGCUGCUCUGGUUCGCCAGAAGUGGCUUAGUCAUGCUGGUCGCAUGACCUGGAAGCUGUACGCCGGCUCCCUCGGCCAACAAAGCGAGAUGAGCGCUGCAACCCCAAAGUCGGCCACGACUGGACCUAAUGGUCAGGGGUCCCUUUACCUUUACCUAAUCAGAUGACCGCAAGUUCACAUUCACAGUCAGUCAGUAGUACUUUAAAAAGAAAGCAGCUGCAGCUAGGAAGGACGUUAAAUGAAAGAAAGUUUAAAAGAUAAAAGAAAGCUUAAAAACAUCCACUUUUUUAAAAAAUUACCACUAUACCACUUAGGUAAAAACUUGCUUAUGGUAACUGAAUUGCUUUUGAACUUGUCCCUGUGCUCCCCCACCAAACAACAACAACCCACAAUCUAUAAUAAGAAUAAAUAGCCUACUAAAGCCUGUUAUACAAAAAAACAUACAUUAUAGAAACUCUAUUUCCUUAUUAUCUAAAACAUCUUUUUCAGAUUGCUGGAAUAAUCUCAGCUGGAAUCGUACUGAUUGCCAUUGUAGCCUUGGGGAAACUGCUUGAACCUUUGCAGAAGGUAUUUUAUUAUUGCACUUGUCAUCGCACCGUUUUUGGGUGCAUAAACUUAAGUAAUGUUUUAGUCCUCUUCCUGAUAAACAGAAAGCAUUCCCCUGCUAUCUUCCUGUUCCUGCUCACACACAAAGACUAACAUGCAAAUACACAUACUGCCCGUGUUUUCCUUGAACAAUACAGGUUAAUGUGUCUUUCUUUCUUUGCAGUCUGUAUUGGCAGCUGUGGUCAUUGCCAACUUGAAAGGGAUGUUCAUGCAAAUAUUUGAUGUACCCCGUUUGUGGAGGCAGAGCAAGGCAGAUGCUGUGAGUUCUUUAACGUGUGAACCAUCAACUCAUAUUUUGAAUUAAAUGCUUACCCUUUGCUUUUCAUUUUAAUUCACAAUAAAUAAAUAAUUGAGAAUCUCAGGUUAUUGGGGGGUGGGGGUGGGAAUAAUGUCCUGCAUAGAACAAAUGCACCAAUGUACAGUGCUGGAUUCCCUGGUUACUAUGUCAGGUUUCCAAAUCAUUGAGGGUUCAGGAGACAAACAGUUCCCUGUGGCUUCUUCUUCUGAUGUUUGUACAUAGACCUAGUUCUCACUGGUGUGGUACAGCAGUACUUGAGCUGCAUCCACCUCAGGAGGCAGCAGUGGGGCAUUCUGCCUCAGGUGUCAAAAUACCUUGGACCACCUGCAGUGUGUAGGCCCCAAUCCACUGAAGCAAAGGCCUCCCCUAUGAGAUUGCCAAGACAAUGGUAGGAUAAGCCAAGCACACAAUGCCAAUGGCUGUACACAUGCCAUGCAUUUAAAGCACUUCCUUCUCCUGCAAAGAAUGAUGGGAGGUGUAGUUCAUCUCUUGAAGAAGAAGAAGAAGAAGAAGAAGAAGAAGAAGAAGAGAAGAGUUUGGAUUUGAUAUCCUGCUUUAUCACUACCCGAAGGAGUCUCAAAGCGGCUAACAUUCUCCUUUCCCUUCCUCCCCCACAACAAACACUCUGUGAGGUGAGUGGGGCUGAGAGACUUCAAAGAAGUGUGACUGGCCCAAGGUCACCUAGCAGCUGCAUGUGGAGGAGCGGAGACGCGAACCUGGUUCCCCAGAUUACAAGUCCACCGCUCUUAACCACUACACCACACUGGCGUAGAGCUACAAUUCCCAGUUAUCCUUAACAAAAUACAGUUCACAGGAUUAUUUGGUGGGGGCAGUGCUGUCCUUUAAAUGUAUGGUGUGUAAACAGCUAAAGACAAAACCAGCGUUAGGGACAAGCAAUCGGUUUGAGUAAAACAAAAACAAAACUCAUCCAGUGUAGACAAGGUAAGUUUCAGGAUCAGGGAUCUAGAAACUGGUGUUGCUCCAGCAACUGGGAAGCUCAAUGUACAGGCUGAUAUAGCCUGGCCUCCCACUGCUGCUGGUGCUUAAGGGUGUUCUGAAAGCUGUUCCUCUUAGAGAGCACCCUUCUUCAUAAGAAGACCUUAGCUGCACAGUGACUUUUGACAGUGGCUUGAAUGCUUGGAUUUCUGUGCUCUAAAGGGUUGUGAGGGGUGGCUUGACCUCUCCCUCAGACCCCACCAGGGACAUUUUGGCGUAGGGCUGCCAUAUAUCUGGAAUUUCCUGGACAUAGCUGGGAUUCAUCUGCCCAAAACGGUGCCUGGGAGGAAUUUUCGAAAAACAACUAAAAUGUCCACGAAACCUCGGGUGUAUGGCAGUCUAUAUUGGAAGUGCUGAUUUUUUGGUGAUUUUCCUAAAAAAAUAGGAGGGAGAUUUUGCAAAAAAAAAUCUGACAAGGUGAGGGUGCAUUACCGGAUUGUCACUAUUUGAAAUAUGGCAACCCUACACUUGGGUUGGAAUCCAUCCUGAGGGUCUGUCAAGAAGAUCCUUUAGAGAAAGUUCCAGACAGAUUCCUUCAGGACUGGUGAUGGCAGACUCUGUUAGAUCCCUCAAGUAUUCAGUCAAUUGGAGGGCCAAUUUAUCCUCCAAUGAGUCAAUGUCUGGCUACAAGUCAAGUCUGGGCAUGGCACUGGGAGAUUCACAUGACUCCUUUGUAUAAAACAAAAUUCACUACACACAGAAAAACAACCAGUUAGUAAGAAGGCUAGAUUAGAAUCUGCUAACAUGGUUGAUUUCUGUAUGGAGGGAUAUAUUAUUAUUAUUAAUUAUAUGAAGAAGCAUGGUUUGCAUGUUCCCUCUGAAAUAACACUUCCUGCCAUGCCUGUGGGAUUUCCUCCCAUGUGAGAUUUCCUCCCCCAGCUGCUUCCUCACAUCUUCUCAUUUUUCUGCUCUACAAAAGUCUGCUUUUGGUGGUUGGCUGAAAUCACCCUGUCUACUAAUGGGAUAUGGUCUGACUUUUCUUGUGUUUUCUUUUCCAGAUGAUCUGGGUUUUCACAUGUAUAGCGUCCAUCAUUCUGGGACUAGAUUUGGGGUUACUUGCUGGUCUGGUGUUUGCACUGCUGACGGUUGUCCUGAGAGUUCAAUUGUAAGUAACUAUUAUAUAGGCAGGGGCAGUUUCUGCCAUUGCACUCCCAAGAAGACAAGUAAAUAAAUGAAUACAAAAGAAGAAGAAGAGUGACACAAGUUACUAUUGUUCUGCUAUUGCAAGCAAACAGUGUCACUAGUUUUAAAAUUGGAAAAUGAAAAUGAAAUACAAAUCACGCUGCACACAGCUGAAAUUACUUCCACAUAGCCCGUUACGAAUGAGAAAAUAGAAAAUGCAUAAAUAGAUAUGAUAAUUUGGAAUAGUGUAGACAGAACUAGGCCAACAGGCUGUAAAUAGUUUGAAUCAAAACCACAGUAAGCUCCUGAAAGAAAGCAUAGACAGUUCUGUUCUCUUCUGGUACUGCUGUUGACAUUUGGUCUUCUUUGAAGUGCUCCUAGAGGCUGCAAUGAUAAUCGUAGAGGAAAACGCUGAAGAAGAACUUUUACAUUCUAAAGAGAUGACCCACUGUGAUGCACAACAGAUUCGUUUUAGUACCAGAAAUCUUUGUAUCAGGGCAAGGCAGUGUGGCGGUGAGGUUGGGGCACCGCAGCUAUAUUGGCAAAGCCAGUUCAGAACUCCAGUGGUGUUGCACAGCUCUGUCCUUGCUGCCACCCUACCUCAUCCUGGUAGUUGGUGAUGCUGUUGAGAGGGCAGCAGACCUGCACUGUUCCAUUGCAUUGGCUGCUCUUGUUUAAGAAUUCCUGUUGUUGACAUAUUCUGCUUAUGACAGAGAGCAGGUAUCACCCCUCAUUGUUGACUCUGCUGCCUGGAAACUCGAGUUCAGCAACACCUGUUUGGACCACAAGUUCCCCAUCUCCAGUGUAAAUGAAUGAAGAUUAGGUGGAGUAUUUGGGGGAGUGAACUGAAUUUAAAUCAGUUCGUGCUUAGGCUAGCUCAAAGAAAGUUCAGGGGGUGUCAAAGGAAUGGAAGUCAACAAAUAGUUCAAUUGCUUUGACACACACUUUAGAAACUUGAAGUGGCUCUAUUGUUGUGGAGGAUGCCGGGGAAAGUAUUAUUCGAGAUAAAGACUGAGAAUUAUGGUAAAAUUAAUAGUUAAUUGUUAAAGGAUGCUGAACUUGGAUGUCUGAGUUGUCAGUGUGGAUCGUGUUGGAUCCCACCACGGAGCUCAGGAAGCCAUACUUCCUUCAUGGCAAAAAUUAUACUGUCCGGUUAAUUGAUAACUCAUUAUUAUGUAAAUACCAGUGGUUUAAUGUUCUCCUAAGGAGCACAGAAACAUGACACUACUUCUCAUUUUAGAAUUACAAGUUGUAUACUCUUCAGCCAGGCAGGUGGCUGUAAUGGAUGCUUUAAACUAGGCUUCUCAAUGUGGUGCUUCCAGGUACUGUUGGACUACAACUCCCAUCAUCCCAGACCAUUGGCUUGCACUGGUUUGGACUGGGCAGGUUGGAGUUCAAGCUGGAGGGUACCAGGUUGUGGGGAAUUGUUUUGAAGAAACUCUGAGCUGUGUAAAUAAAGCAAAGUAUUAGGGCACAGUUUAUGCAUUUUGCAGAAUCAAACUCACCUUUCUGUAUCUUUGGGAAGAUUUUUCUCAGUUUUUCUACUUUUAGAUGAUGGUGAGGAGUUUUGUUUUUUAAUACUUCUCUACUGCAACAAAUUGCAUUUUAAGUUGUUUCAAACUGUUUUAAUAUUGACUUUUAUUUGUUGCAACCUGACCUGGGAUCUUGGGGUGAAUAAUUUGUAAAAAUAAUAACAACAAAGAAAAUUUGUGUGUCUGUGAGAAGGGUAUAAAUCCUGUUUUUUUAUGGGUUAGCAUUCAAACACCUAUCCAAAGUGGAAGAAUCUAGGGAAAGUGUUACCACUUGAUUUCGCUGGAGGUGUAAACUGGGGCAAAAAAAAAAAAAGACUCAAGAAACAUGCUUGCUGCUCUACCUGUUUUGUGUAAACAAAUUGGAUCAUGGUCACAGAAGAUCAAUGCCCUGGUUGAGCUUUAAUUCUAAAGUGUUUCAUGAUCCUCCCUCAUAGCUGGCUGUAAAGUAAGACAACACAGUAGUCCACAAACAACAAGGAAGCCAGAAUAGUUGUCCUCAUAAAAUCAGGUUUAAGAACCAUUCCACUACUAAAAUAAGUAAGUCCUUGUCAAUUCACAUGUAAGGAGUUUUUUUAAAAAAUACUUUCCGUGUCUUGCUAUCUAGCUUACAGAUUAAGUAAGCUUAAUAUCAGUUCAGCCAAUGUUUACUUGCAACAAACUGUUCUGUAUAAUACAUUAAUUUAACAUUAGGUUAUGUACUUUGAUCAAUGUUUUGUUUUGUUUUUGUCAGUCCUUCCUGGGGUAGCCUUGGCAGCAUUCCUGGCACAGACCUAUAUAAGAACAUCAAAGAAUACAAAAAUGUAAGACUUUCUAACAAGUUAAUAUUUCAUCAGAUUACUUUUUUUUUAGAGUUGCUUGGAGGUUUACUAGUCUUUAUCCUGCAGUGAUAGGAUGGCAAUUGUUCAAGUAUUAUAGUGAGGAAGGGAAGUCUUGUUGGAUGGGGUAGGAAUGCAGUGAUCCAUCUAGCUAGCUAAAUGAAGGGCAUUGUUGCAAAAGAUGAAGUGGUAUUGCUUGCAUCAACUUUUUUUUGCACCAUGAUUUGUGAUUUGAGUGGAGAAACGUCUAGAUUCCCUGCAUAAAGAGUUGCGGGGUGUAGGGAUAUCGCGGAGUGGACAGUGAGGUCCGGAGGGAGCACACUCUCCACCAGCAGGCAGCCAUAGUCUGCCUGCACGUGUGACCCUGGGGUGCAGGAAUAACCCCCCCUCAGACAAGCCACAGCUGUCGGAACAUCGUCCCCUAUGUCUGACCUUUUGCGGUCUCAGCAGUCAGCGGUGUCCUGUCUGUAACCUUUGUCCCUGAGACCUUUUGUCUCCUUCGUCAUACACUGUGCAAGGGGAAAAUGACGCUGCGGAAACAGAUGCCAAAAUAACUUUGUACCACCCCACGAUCUCGGGACGGAAGAUGUGUAAAGGUCACAGCCCAAAAAUGUAUCUGCCUAGCUUGCACAUUUGUCUCAAUAAAAGGAGGCUCCACAGGACUGGCAGUAGCUCGCUUCAGCCCACCUGUGCGCAGCUCACAUGAUGAUCAACACCUGUCUUGGGCCUUCACUUCAGCGGGGGGUGCCCUCAUUCUUUAAAUAUUUAGAAUCCUUCUUCUGCAAUAAAGUACACUUUUUUGUACGAGCAACUGUGAUGGAAUGGCCAACCCAUCCCCUAAAUGGACCCAUCCCCCAAGUUUCUGGUAACCUUUCAGUGGAUAAAACUGCGCCUGAUGACUUUGCAACAGACCUUGGAGAGGAGAUCUGUGGUAUUCCAGGAGCCCAUGUAGACAGAGGUGAAAGCUAGGCUGUCAGGGAAGUAAUAAUGUUAGCAGAGUGGUUAAAAGGGAUCAAAAGGAGAAAGGAGUCAAUUUAGCAGCCCGGCACUAGCAGAGUGGCAGAAAAACCCACACAAAUCCGUGCUCAUUUCAACUGAAAAAUGGUUUCUGUAACAGGUUGUUGAACCAGAAGGAGUGAAGAUUCUCAAAUUUUCAAGUCCAAUCUUUUAUGCUAACAUUGAUGGCUUGAGAAGCAGCAUCAAAUCCACUGUGAGUAGCCUGUGAUAUUUCUGAACACUUCCUAUGUGCAGGAGCCACAAUCCAAGUAUGGAUGGAGGAGAAUUUCAUUUGGCCUGCAUCUUAAGCAAAAUGACCUAAUUCACACAUCUCAGACUAAUGUAGCAAUUAACACUUAAUUAUCCUUCAGACUUCACGCAUCUUUGAAUUUAUAUGAUAUAGUUCUCAGCUCAAAGAUGUACCAAAAUGCAUAUUUUAGAACAAAGUAAUACAUACAUAGAGAUAAAAUACAUUUUUCUGUGUAUAAGACGUCCCCAUGUAUAAGACAACCCUUAUUUUUGUUGAGCUUUUUUUUUUUUUGGUGCUUGCCCCAUGUAUAAGAUGACCCCUUGUAUUUAUUAUUUAUUGUUGGUUUUUUGUAUCUUUACCUUUGUGUAUGUAUGUAUGUAUGUAUGUACCGUAUUUUUCGCCCCAUAGGAUGCACUUUUCCCCCUCCAAAAAUGAAGGGGAAAUGUGUGUGCGUCCUAUGGGGCGAAUGCAGGCUUUCGCUGAAGCCUGGAGAGCGAGAGGCGUCGGUGCGCACCGACCCCUCUCACUCUCCAGGCUUCGCGCAGAUCUCCGCAAGCCGUGGGAGCCCGCGCUGGGCUCCCGCUGCUUGCGGAGAGUUGCCUGCAUGACGAAGGCUGGGCACGCUGAGCUCAGCGUGCCCAGACUUCGCGCACCUCUCCGCCAGGCGUGGGAGCCCAACGCUGGGCUCCUGCUUCUUGCGGAGAGUUGCUUGUUCUGGGGGCUGGGGAAGCUCGGACUUCCCCUGCCCCAGCCCCGCGCCUGGGGGGGGGAAAUAAUUUUUUUUCCCUUCCCCCCCCAAAAAAAAACUAGGUGCGCCUUACAGGAUGGUGCAUCCUAUAGGGCGAAAAAUACGGUAUAAGACAACCCCCCCCCAUUUUUUACUCAAAAAAUAUAAUUUCUUACUCAUUUUUUACUCAAAUACAUGGAAAAAUAUGGUGUGUAUUAUUUAAAUAUGAACUUCCAUGCAGAUUUCUUUUUAAAAAAAGAUCCACAGAUUAAUGUGGAAGUGGAACUGAAUUGACUUAUUUUGCAUGUAGUUAUUCAUCAUGCAAAACUGACACAGACCAGAAAUAGUGAUUUGUCCAUCUCUAAAAACAAGACAGGGCUGAAUCGCCAGGGACAGUCUAAAGAAACAGGAUGUGUUAAAUUUGCUGAAGCUAAGCAGGUCUGAUCUAGUCAGUGUCUCGAUUAUGCAUACUGCUUUGAAUUCCAUAAUGGAAGAAAGGUGGGAUAGCAAUGGAAUUUUUUUUAAAGACAAUGCACUUAAGCCCAUUGAUUUCAAUGGAUUGUGGCCAGUGUUUUCCCCCCCUCUCAGCUCACCAUUAACACAAAUAAUAGAAUACAUUUGUUCAAUUCUGCAGGUGGGAUUUGAUGCCAUGCGAGUAUAUAACAAGAGGCUAAAGGCUCUGAGGAAGAUACAGAAGCUAAUCAAGAAGGGAAAAUUGAAAGCAACCAAAGUAAAGUAUCAUUAUUCCCUCUUUACUCCAUGGUUCAAAGGGGUUUAACAUAAACAAUGGGCCUGAAAUAGAAGCACUGGUUUUGUAUCUGCCUCUCUAUUUUGUUUAUGCAGCAAGAAAUUACUAAUAUUUGUAACAGGAAACAGGAAAUCUAAAUGGGAGGUGAUGGAUCAGAAAUUUGAUCUUGCCUGGAAGAUGCUCUGUGACUAGCAUAAUCUAUGCUAGUGGUUUCUGUUGGUAUAAAAAUGGAGUGUUGUCUGAGAGAGACCGACUGUUACCAAAUACAUUUUCUGGACAACAUCUACUGUAUCUAUCACUAUGCUUUCCUUGGGCAGAAAAACAGGGAGUUCUGGCAGAAUGAACUGAGACAGAGGGACAGACAGACAGAGAGCAUUGCCACAGUGCUACAAGAGCUGGAGCAAGCAAGUCAGGCAACCAGGUUAAAUUAGAAGGUAACUAGGUCUAUGCAUGUCUGCUCCCAGAUAUGUGAGCAUAGGAUUACAGUGUUGGACACAUAUGUAGGUAGCCCGGAUCCUCAAGACCCAACUAACUGAGCUGUGGAUAGAGUUCAAGUAGAAGAGCAGGUCCCUUUUCUAACCUAGAGUUGUGUUGCCCUGGCAAGGGAGAGGAUCAGCAACCUAAACUUUACUGGCUGGUUCAAGAGUGGAAUCUGGUUAAUAAAUAAAAAUAAAUAAAUAAACCUUUAUUGUCACUACACCACCUGUGUACAGUGAAAUUAAACGAGCCCCCCCCCCCCAGUCUUGUUUGCCCUCUGUGUGCUUCUUGGAAGUCAAUUACAACACUAUUUUUUUCCAUUCAGCAGCCCAACAGCCCACGGAUAAAAACUGUUCUUUAAGCUGUUGGUGUGGCUGACUAUACAUAUGUAUCUCCUGCCCAAAGGCAGGAGAUUAAAGAGGUGCUGGCCAGGGUGUGAGUCAUCUCUAAGAAUUUCCCUUGCUCUCCUGAGGCAGCGGUCUCCCGCAAUGUCAUCUAGCGAACUCUGGAACCCAUGAUAUCAUGUGCUGUUUUCACCACCCUCUGUAGGGACUUCCUGUCCGUGGCUGUCAAACCAGCGUACCACACUGUAAUACAGUAUGAAAGGACACUUUCUAUUGUGGCCCAGUAGAAGGAGAUCAUUAAUUUUUGUUUGACGUUGUUCUUUCGCAAGACCCUGAGGAAAUGGAGUCUCUGUUGGGCCUUCCUAACCACCUGGGUUGUAUUGAUUUUCCAAGUGAGGUCUUCACUAAGGUAAACUCCCAGGAAUUUAAAGGAAACGACUCUCUCCACACAGCCCCCCCCCCCCCCGUUAUACAACGGGGCUAGUUCCCCUCUCUUCCUCUGAAAGUCCAAUACCAUCUCCUUUGUCUUGCUGAUAUUAAGGUGCAAGUUGUCCUCUAGGCACCAUGUGGAGACUUUUUGAACCUCCUCCCUAUAUGCUGAUUAAUCUCCACCUGUAAUUAGACCCAUUACUGUGGUAUUAUCUGCAAACUUAAUAAAUGUAGUGGAUGGAUCAGAUGAAAUACAGUCAUAUGUAUACAACGAGUACAGGUAGAGACUCAGCACACAUCCCUGUGGGGUGCCAGUGCUGAGCUUCAGAGAGGUGGAUAUGUCAGGCCCAAUCCUCACUAUCUGUGUGUGAUCCCUCAGAAAGUCUUUAAUCCAAUCACAUAUGAUAGGGGAAAGUCCAGGUCCAUCGGCUUUUUAAUAAGAAUGUCCAGAAGGAUGGUAUUAAAAGCCGAGCUAUAAUCAAUAAACAGCAUUCUGACAUAUUUCCCCGGUCUCUCCAGAUGACUUGCUGCAAAGUGAAAAGCUGUGGCUAUGGCAUCAACUGUUGACUUAUUUCUCCUAUAAGCGAACUGGUGUUCUUCAAAAUCCGGUGGAAAACAUGUCCUAAGGUGUUGAAGAACCAAUCUCUCAAAGCAUUUCAUCACUACAGAUGUUAAUGCAAUGGGUCUGUAGUCAUUUAGGCAGUUAAUUGCUGUUUUCUUUGGGACUGGGACAAUAGUGGCUGCUUUCAAACAUGGUGGUACACAAACAGUCUGCAGGGAGAGGUUAAAAAUCUUGUCAGGACCCCUGCUAAUUGAUCAGCGCAGUUUUUUACCACUAUCCCCAGCACCCCACCUGCGCCAGCAGCUUUACUGGGAUUCACUGCCUGCAAUGCAGCUUUCACUUGAUGGUCAUAUAGAAUAAAUGGCUGAGAGUUUAUAGGCUGGCAGUCAGGAGCCUUGAUACUUGAUCUUUCUACCUCAUAGCGGGCGAAGAAGAUGUUCAGCUCCUCUGCUAAUACAUCAUCAGCCGUAACCGUGUUCCUUGUAUCGCCCUUGUAGUUGGUUAGGUGCUGCAGUCCCUGCCACACUUGUUUUGUGUUGUUAUCGGCUAGGCAAUUCUCCACUUUAAGCUGAUAUUGUUGUUUUGCCAUCUUAAUGCCUUUCCUGAGCUUUGUUCUUGCCUCUCUGUAUAUGUUCAAUGGCAAUUCGUUAACUGAUGGAAUAGAUGCAGGAUUGUGCUCAUCUACCUGUGCACAUAGCAGAGUGGAGACUGGAAUACAGUGAAGGAUCUACGUUCCUGAGAAUUUCAACAUUUAUAUCUCCAUAGUUUUUUCUGGGCACAGAAUUUGAUGUUUGCUUGUUUGUGUAAACAACAGGUUGUUUCUGACUCUGUCAUGCUUAACGGAGGCUCACUGGAAUCAAUGAAUUUAAGUCAAUGAAAACUAACUUAUGUUGGAAACAGCCCAAUGAUUUGUUUUCCUUUUUUUCUGGCAUGCAGUAUAGCAAAUGUAAUUCUUUUAUGCAAUUGUGUGUAUGAUAUGUGCCUAUACGCAUAAACACAAUAUGACAGUUAAAUAAUUGUGGCUUCAAUAUUGAGUCCCAACAAAGCAAAUGCCCAUUCGGAUCAUAUAUAAAGAAAACUUGAAAGUCGUUUUAAAAUAUUUUAUUAGGGCGGGGGAAGUCUACAGUUUUGUUUGUUAAUCAGAAUUUUGCUGACUACACUAUGAAUUUUUUUUUUUAAUCAGAAUGGUAUCAUCAGCGAUUCUGGUAGGACUAAUGAAUCAUUUGAAUUUGAUGAGGACCCAGAAGAUCCUGAAGACCUUGAUGUUCCAACUAGAGAAGUAGAAAUCCAGGUGGACUGGAAUGCAGAACUCCCUGUCAAAGUCAAUGUCCCCAAAGUGUCUCUUCACAGUUUGAUUUUUGACUUUGGAGCUGUAUCUUUCAUGGAUGUAGUAGCAGUGAGAGUUAUGAAAACAGUAAGAAUAUUUUAUCACCUUAUUAAAAAAAAAGUUUUAAAGAACAAAAUAAUUUGAAUUUAUGGGAUUGCUAGAUCAUUCUGUGAUUCAUGUGCGAUAUGUGGGUUUUUCUGGCUGAAAUGGUUAGUGCUCUGUUGACCUGUGGUGAGAUGCGCUAAUAGCGCAGUUGCGCCUGAGUGCCUUUUCUGUUGUUGUGGAGUAGUUAGUUGCCUUAAUCCCUGCAUGGGAUGAAACAGAUAGUGGUGGUGAUGGUGUCAAAGAAAGCAAUCAUACAUUUUAUAAAAAUUGUAAAUAGCAGGUGUGUGGGGCCUGAACCCCAAUUUGUGACUAUGAGAAGGAGUGAGGGGCUUAAACUCUUUGUUCCCCACUGUAAACUUGAUCCACAGUAACUGUCUCCUUCCACCUGCAAUUUGCAAUGGAGGAAAAGCUCUCCUUUACAGUUGGGGUAUGGUCCCCACACCUGCUGUUUACUUUUUGAAAAACCAUCCAUACAGUUGUCAAUUAGGCACACAAUUGAACAAGUCCUAAUUGCCUGCAUGGCCCUAAUAGACACCACUGUGUAUUAAGGAGAGGCCUAUUUCAUUCUACACUAACUGUGGGCUGAAAUGUGGUGUCAAUCAGUUCUAGAAACAGGCUACUUACAGAAAAUGUCCUUGAGAAUACAUUUAAGAUAACUCCAACCUUUUUCUUUUCAGAUUGUCAAAGAAUUUGAAAGGAUUGAUGUGAGAGUGUACAUCGCAUCACAUUUAGGUAAACAGAUAUCAAUCCAUUUGCUAAUAAUGGACUGUGUUCAUUCAGAGUAGCAAACAAAGUGCAGAGGCUGCAUAGCAGAGUGCAUGCUUUGCAUGCACCAAGAUUGGCAUAGCAAUUCCUGGUAGAAAGGACUGGUUUAAACAGGACUCAUAUGGCAAGGCUGGGAAGGUUCUCUGCCUGACACCACUGAGUACUUCUGACAGUUGGAGUAAGUAGUGGACCAGUUGGACCAACAGAUUGACAUGGUAUAAGGCAGAUUCAGAUUCAUAUAAUAGGGAGGUGUGGGUUUCCUCAUGAUUCUGCAUACCAUAUUUUUCCAUCUAUAAGACGCCCCCAUGUAUAAUACGCCCUAUUUUUGCGGCAACAACCAACCGCCAGUCCACCCUCAGCACUAUCCCUAUAUAAGACGGCCCCUAAUUUUUGACAUUAUUUUUUAGGGAAAAAACCCUAGUCUUAUACACGGAAAAAUACGGAAAUUACUGAGUAUCUUGCAGACCUAGUUGGAGUGAACAGCAUUUUAAUGAUAAACCAAUAGAAGGGAAACAAAGAGACAGCCUCUACUAGGGACUGGUGCAAUGCUAGCUUGGAAAGGGAUAUUUUCGUUCCCAGAGCCAAAUUAGACAUGAAGUCAGGACAUCUGUGACUGGAUCUCCUGUUGUUUUGAAAAGAUUGCUAGCAGCCACCAGUUUGUGGGAAGAGGGAGAAUCCAACCAGGACCAUGGCAGUGAGAAAAUGACUCUUUCCCAUCUGAUGUUUUUCUGAUUGAAAUAAUCUUCAAGCUGCUAUUUCUCAAAGGGGACAAAUAGCAGAUACACUGACUGUCACACAAGGGGAUCUGCAGCCCCAUGCAGAUCUUGCACACGAUGUCUGCAGCCUAUCCUGACUGUUGGAAACGAAGCGGUAUCAGAGGCACAUACAUGCACCUUUGGUGGCAAUGCCUGAUACUAACUGAAUUGUGGAACUUAAUAACUAAUCUCAUUGGGGUAGUAAUCAUUAAGGAGAUAGACCCUGCAAUACAGAUUAGGGUUUUGAUCAUACAGUAAGCUCUCAACUUGCAUGGGAAUUAUGUUCCAGGGAUAGUGCCUAAAGCCAAAAUCACAUAUUGCAUAGUCAAAACACAUUAUGUGCAAUGGCAAGUGGGAUUGCCAAAGUUUUCCCCUAGGAGCCCACCCUUUUAAAAAAAUAUUUUUUUUAUUUCCAGUUGUGUAAAACUGAAUGUGCACAAGUUAAAUGCAUGUAAGUUGCGAGUGUACUGUAUAUGCUCAUUUUUCUAUGGAAAUAUUUGUAUAAGGGUCCUGUAAAGACCGACUUAUUUACUAAUCCGUAUGUAUUAUUAUAUGCUGUAGAAUAAUAUUUCUUUUUGGUCUUUGUGGCUUUUGUGUGAGUUUAAUAAAAUACAGUAAAAACAGCUUGAUGCAUAUAGGAUGAGGAGAGACUGAAAAUACUAUGAGAGCUAUUAUUUAUAAUUUUGACCGUACAGGGCUAUGUUUAUUUAUUUAUUGUUUGUUUGGUUAUUUAUUUAUUUAUUUUUGUGGGAGGAGGUUGGCUGUGAACUUAUAAUUUUGCUAAAAAGGAAAAGAAUUGAAUAGAUUGUGCACACAGUGAUGUUGGGGUAGAUCUGAGUAUGCGAUUUGCUUUUUAUUUGGUUGUUGUUGCUGUUUUCAACUCUUCAGAGCACAUUAUCAAAACACUGGACCACUGUGCAUUUUUUGAUGAUGCCAUUCAAAAGGACAUGUUUUUCCUGACUGUACAUGAUGCCGUACUCCACAUACAGAAUCAGAGCAUGCAGAGAGACAUCCAGGAUCCUAUAUUUGAAAAGGUAGGGAGCAAACAUAACUUUGUUUUCAUUAAUUUAUGUGUACUGGCUUGUAGCCUAACUUUUGUGAGUAGAGAGCUCCAUUCAUAGAACAAAGCUUUCUUGCCUCCGCCUUGCAUUGCAGCCCCCCACCCCAAUGCCCCUCUAAACCUUGUCCUUUGAAUCAGAGGACCCUUCAGGGCAACAAAGGGUCUGGCCAGGACUCCCACCUUGCAUGAGUGCAAAUGUCUUUUUAUUCAUACCUUUGAAUCUAAGCCACUUUAAAUAAACCUCGUUUCAUAGGAAAGGCCAAAAUCCACAAGGAACUAAGCUUGUUCAACAAAGAAAACAUUAGUUAUUAUUUAUUUUUACCUGGCUUACCUAAAAAUGUGCAAAGUGUUUGUAUGAUAAAUGUGUGCUUUGUAUAAGAAUGUCAUAAAGCUUAUCUAUCUACUCCAGAUGGUACGUUGCAAACAUUUAUGAGGAAUCCUUCCUCAUUCUGUAAUAUUUUCUUCUGGUUGGCCAGUUCAAUUGCAAUCUUGUGGACAUACCAUUGAUAGUAUUGUCAUUGCAAGCUACUUCAAUAUUGUUUGUUAUUGCUGUCUCCAAAACCUUGGAUUCAACAUGGUUUGUUUGUUUUUUAAAUAAAUGAAUUCCUUAGACUUUACCCAUAGCUCACCGAUAUUUUUAGAAAUCAUGAAAAUGGAUUCAGCAUUUGGCAUUAUUGAUUCUGUGCCAACUUAACCAGGUCAGCAAAGUCAUAUUUAGGGAAUAAAAAGAUAUGGCAUCAGAGCUCCUAAUAACUUCAUCUGAAGGCUUCAUGACUGCUUUUUAUUCUUUUUCUUUGGAUGAACCCUUUCACUAUUUUAUAUUUGUAUUGUUUUACUGAAAUUCUUCUGUAUUUCGUGUUUUUCUUGCAAAUCAUUCAGGAUGCCUCUGGAUUUGUGAUGCGAUAUAUUCAUACGAUUAAAUAACUAACGAAAAGUAUAUCAGAGAUUUAUAUUUAGUCCCUUAAUCAACUUCAUUGUGGUACAUUUCCUGUCUACACAUUCAUAACAACUCUUAACAUUUUGGUCCAGAUUUCACUAAUGCAGGAGUCAAAGGAACCGAUAGAAUUUACAGAAACAAACCAGAAUGAAGAGCUUGAUGUUCAGGAAGAGGUAUGUUUUACUUUAGUACAAAGCAUUAUGUAUCCCCCCCCCUUUUUUUUUUACAUAAAAUGAUGAUAAAACAUACAGGGCCUGUUUAGUAAACACACCAAGUGACUUUAUAUCUAGAUACCUGUGUACCAAGGGGAUGCUAGCUGGUUGCAACGUUGCUUUGGUCAUACAUGAUGACCUUGAGGUUUAAUUUUGUCAACUGGGCAGGGGAAAUGGCUCUGGCUUUAUAGUUUGUCUAAAAUAGCUCAUUCAUCUCGGAGGCCAUGAUCUUCCAGGAGCUUCUACAUAUCUUGUAUUCACUUCUAUAGAGCUGCUUACAUGGAUGUUUCUGGAGAUUGUUCUUACAUUCAUAGAGUAAUUAAAGGCUAACGUACACCACAAACUUAAGCAGUUUUAAUAGGAAUAUCUAACAGAGACCUUUUACGGGAUUCUUUGGGGGAAAUCAUAUAUUUGUAUGUUUGUAAUAUAGUACAAGUAUACAAUAUAGUAUAAGUAUGUAAUAUUGUAAGAGUUUUGAAAAUCAGAAGUUCAUUUCGGAAAUAAUGUUUCUCUCAUUCUUUUUUAAAAAAAUUCUCACCAGGCUAUGCGCAGGCUUGCUUCAUGA
Podarcis lilfordi (Lilford's wall lizard) is the source of this 27460-nucleotide messenger RNA. The record is from the annotation of a GenBank genome assembly. Lineage: Eukaryota; Metazoa; Chordata; Lepidosauria; Squamata; Lacertidae.